AUGGCAGCCCCGGAACACUCAGAAACAUAUGAGCAGUCAUCAUGCGCCAGCCAGAACGGCGACAAAAGUAACAGUCCUAGCCUAAGAAAGAAUGGCAAUCGCCACGGCCUGAACCCCCGCGCAUCGUCCUUUACGCCUCAGGCACUGACCAAAUCCUCUCCAGCUUAUCAAUCGCAAGGCAACGAAUACCAAACGAACCAGCUCGCUAGCCCAUCUACAACCGGGGAUCUUCAACCAUACAAAAACGAAAACUGCGCAUCACACGCAAGGGUUCCAGAUAACAGCUCUCUUACAUCUUCCUCAAGGAACACCUCAAGGAAAGAAUAUCCCGUGAAACAGCCUACAAUACCACCUACAAUCGAGGACCAGGAAAGGGACCCGAAGAUAAACUUUGCAUGGAAAUUGAAACAUGAUAAGAUUUAA
Alternaria burnsii is the source of this 423-nucleotide messenger RNA. RefSeq lists its product as uncharacterized. The coding region runs from base 1 to 423 and encodes 140 amino acids. NCBI's taxonomy places the organism in Eukaryota, Fungi, Ascomycota, Dothideomycetes, Pleosporales, Pleosporaceae. The record is from RefSeq and is a predicted model, not a curated record. The transcript has a single exon.